Messenger RNA from Notodromas monacha, 2185 nucleotides. NCBI's taxonomy places the organism in Eukaryota, Metazoa, Arthropoda, Ostracoda, Podocopida, Cyprididae. The record is from the annotation of a GenBank genome assembly.
AUGAAACUCAGAUCUGAUCAGAAAGACGGCAAAGAUUGCUCAAGUCCGGGCAGUGACGGCUCACAGAACCGUCCCCGUGGCCCGCCGCAGUCACAGGAUGCUCGUCGCGCGGGUCGAGGGAUAGUGAAUCCACCCAGUGGCGGACAAAUGACGUGGGGAGGCCCAGCGAGGUUCACUGGGCCGCCGGGAAUGCCGCAACAGCACACCUACCAGGGAAACACUCGGGUACAGCAGCAACAACAACAACAGCAGCCGCAUCCGGGUCCUCCUCAGCCGCAGCAAAACCCAUCUCACCAGCAACACGAAACUUUCCAGAACAAGGAGAAAAUGGACCAGUCCGGUCGCGGCUCGAUCAAGAAGCUAAUGGAUGCGCCGCGUCCGAAUAGCAACGAAACGCCGCGAGUUGGGGCUGGCACUCCGGGUGCGCAGAUAAGCGGGCCCAUGGGGCAGCCGCCGAUGCAGCAAGUGCCUGUGAUGCAGAUGGGACCGCAAGGAUACCCCGUGGUUGGCGGAUUCCGCGGGAAUGGUCCGCCUCCCGUGGUCUCCUCACCUGGUUUACCUCAAGGACCUGGAUUGAUGCAUCCAGGCAACGCUGCGCUGCAAGUAAAUCAGCUUCAGCAACAAUUCCAACAACUUGGACUUGUUCAAAGACCUGAUGAACAACAAGCUGUAGUAAAUCAACAAGUUUACGGCGUGCAUUUGAUGCAACAGCAGCGUCUGCUGCAAGCACAGCACCAGUCGCAGCAACAACACUCCCAACAGCAGCCUCAAUUACAGCAGCCCAAGAUGUCGGCCAUGGCUCCUCCGCCAGGGUUCGGGCCGCCUGGUCUCCCCUCCUAUUACCAGGCCUAUGCUGCGCAACAUGCCCAGGCGCAGGCCCAACAGGCGCCACCAUUCCCCAUGCCGCACCCGUCACUUGUGCAGCAACAACAAUUGCAAGCCAUCAUCAAUGCGACGCUGUCAGCUGCCGCCGCGGGCGUUCCUGGACCUGAGGCUACGUUGCGUGCCACGCUGAAACCCGGACUGGCCGUAUACGCCAAGUACUGGGAAGACAAUAAGUUUUACCGUGCUCAUAUCGUCCAGAUGACGGAGCGUGGUUGUCAAGUGCAUUUUACGGACUACGGGAACGUGGAAGAUGUGGCGCUGAGCGAUAUCGCGCUGGCGAAUGCGGAUCCAUUUGCCGCGAUGUUGGCGGCCGCCGCGGCCACUGCUCAAAGUCCGCCUCCUGCAUCAGCCCCGUCAUACUUCUACUGAACAACCCCGGAAGGAAAAAAUAAAUGUCCGAUGCAAAUAUUGAAAAAAAAGAAAACAGAAGAGGGUGGGGCAAGGAAAGUUGAAAACAAAAAAGUGGCCUGGGCCGGAAGGAAAAGAAAGGAAAUAAAAGCGGAAGAAGAAUCCGAAGAAGAACGCGAGAGAGAAAGAGACAGAGGGAUGUCGCGGAGAAAAUGGGGUUAAUUUUUGCAGAAAAAGUAAAUCCGGCUGCGAAUUAUUUUUUAGUUCGUCUUCCUUAUUUUAUUUUAUUUUUUGUUGUUCCAGGGACUUACAUUUAUGUCUCGAGGAUUAACUCGCGACGAUCUUGUACCCUUCUCUCCCCGCUUCCCCCGCUGCCUGGUUUUCAAGUACUCCGUCGUGUAGGAAUUCGUUUUAGCGUGUCAGUGUUUUGCUCGGAAUGGUUUCGUACCGUUUUAAGGAAAGAACCGUCGUCGCUUCCGGGCUUCGUUCCCUCGGGAUGUUUGGGGGCCUGGGUCAUUCGCCGCUGAAUGCUCGGCGGUGUUUUUUUAAUUUAUCGCGUCCUUUUUGCGCGGGGGAACGAAGCGAAUGGGAUUUUUUGCGCUGCUUCUUCGCCGGUUUGAAAAAGAAGUGAAUCCUGGAAAAAAAGGUUCUUUAUGCCUAAUUUUUGAGUCGCGGAAUUUUUCCACAUUAUCCCUGUUCCGAUUAUUUAUUUUAUUUUUUUUGCACGUAGCCGGUUCCAACGUUGUUGAUGUUGUCUUGGAUGUGUUUUAUUUUUCUUGUUGUGUUCUUUCCUCAUGUUCCUCUUAUUUCGAAUGUGAAGAAAGGAAACAAUUCGCUUCGGAGGAAGAGAGGAUUUCCUGUUUUAAGUCAAGCCGGUCAAGAAAAAAAACGAAACAAAUGAAAAGAAACUUUCGAAUAUUAAAGAGGGGAGCUGUAACUGGACAAAACCGUA